Messenger RNA from Cyphomyrmex costatus, 1466 nucleotides. It is a transcript of the gene Tcs3, whose product is annotated as Probable tRNA N6-adenosine threonylcarbamoyltransferase Tcs3. Gene Ontology annotation, biological process: tRNA threonylcarbamoyladenosine modification. Gene Ontology annotation, cellular component: EKC/KEOPS complex; cytoplasm. The transcript is spliced from 5 exons. The coding region runs from base 459 to 1466 and encodes 335 amino acids. The record is from RefSeq and is a predicted model, not a curated record. Lineage: Eukaryota; Metazoa; Arthropoda; Insecta; Hymenoptera; Formicidae.
UCUUAAGACAUUACUUAAGACAGUCUUGAAAUAAACCGAACCGAAAAUAGAACCGACUGAAUACCGGCCAUGGACAUAGGGAAGAUUCGAACCAAAAAUCUUGGACAUUACCGACACGAUCUUGGACAUUGUCUACAUAGUUCAAUGUUUACGUUUUGUGGACAUAAGUGGUAUUUCAAAAUAAAGUAACAGCUAAAUCCCGGGCAUGGCCGCUCUCAGGCUUCUCUCUGGGAAAAAGGUCAGAAAGUGGAUGCAACCACGUAGUGACGUAGUAUCUAAAUCAAAAAUGGACGUACUUGCGACAGUAUACGGAUGAUUUUUCAACACAUGUGAAUACAUGUGCACACGAAAAACGCUCGAAUCAUCGAAUUCGUCUCAGACAGAGCUCACUGGUCGUAAACGAUUUUGUCGUUGAUAUUUAGUUUAUAAAAUGGAAAGUUUGUGAAAGAUUGUAAAAGAUGGUCAUAGCGAUUGGAUUCGAAGGUAGUGCGAAUAAAUUGGGUGUAGGAAUAAUUCGCGAUCAACACAUAUUAUCGAACGUACGACAUACCUAUGUUACUCCACCAGGAGAAGGUUUUCUACCUCGAGAAACAGCUGAACAUCAUAGAAAAUAUAUAUUACAAGUUUUACAAGAAGCCUUACAUGAUGCAAAAAUUAAUCUGAAGGAUGUAGAUAUAAUUUGUUAUACAAAAGGACCAGGAAUGGGAGCACCAUUGACGAUUACUGCUGUAGUGGCUAGGACUGUUGCUCAAUUGUACAAUAAACCUAUAAUCGCAGUUAAUCAUUGCAUUGGCCAUAUUGAGAUGGGACGUUUAAUUGCUGGUACUGAAAAUCCCACUGUUUUGUAUGUUUCUGGUGGAAAUACUCAAGUUAUUGCAUAUUCUCAACAAAGAUAUCGUAUCUUUGGUGAGACAAUUGAUAUAGCAGUUGGAAAUUGUCUGGACAGAUUUGCAAGACUUUUAAAGCUCUCAAAUAAUCCUUCCCCUGGAUAUAAUAUAGAGCAGUUAGCAAAAAAAGGUGAGAAACUGGUACUGCUACCAUACGUCGUGAAAGGGAUGGACAUAUCAUUUUCUGGUAUUUUAAGUUACAUGGAGGAACAUCUUUCUGAAUGGCUUGAUACAAAAGCAUUUACUCCUGAAGAUUUAUGUUUCUCUUUGCAAGAGACUGUAUUUGCCAUGCUCAUCGAAGUUACAGAGCGUGCAAUGGCACAUGUUGGAUCAAAUGAGAUAUUGAUCGUGGGUGGUGUGGGAUGCAAUGAAAGAUUGCAGCAAAUGAUGUCUAUCAUGUGUAAGGAAAGGAAUGCAACUCUUUAUGCGACAGAUGAACGGUUCUGCAUAGACAACGGUGUUAUGAUCGCAGUUGCUGGUCUGCUUCAAUACAAAAGCAAGGGUGGUAUUCCUUGGACACAAACUACUUGCAUUCAAAGAUAUCGAACAGAUGAUGUACAUGUCUCCUGGAGAAAAUAA